GGACGACCCAGACAAAGAAACCAUCUUAUCAACUUGAGCCGAGCCUGCAGUUCUAUGGCUUCGACGGCGGAGCUGCAGGGAAGCGUGCUGUACCGCGACAAUGAAGAUGGCAUUGUGAUUCUUGAUAUCCCGCGAUCUCUAGAAGAGGCACAGGUCCGACCCGGAGAGGAAAGCUGGUUCCGGAUUCUAUCUUCUGAGCCGCCGGCCGCACCGUUUGACGUCCCGGAACCUCGCGAUGCGGCGUCGUACUCCAUGUACACUGGUGCAGGGGCGGCUGCAGCACAGGUGGCUGACUUGAUGACUGCAGCCGCCGUGGAUGCAGCAGUGGAAACGCUGCAGACAUCGUACAAUGGGCCGUUUCACUUAGAGCGGCUGUUGGUAGACGUUGAGAGCAGUGCUGAUGCGGUGGCUGAGAUACGCAUACCCCCAUAUGUGACAUAUCUUGCUGGCACGAUCCAGGAUAAGCUAGACGCCUUUGCGGACUCUGCGCCGCAGUUCAAUCUCAUCGUCAUGGAUCCGCCGUGGCCGAAUCGGUCAGUCAAACGGAAGCAAAACAGCUACGACACGGUGGCAACCAUCACUGAGAUGCGCCAGCUUCUUGAAUCCAUACCAAUUUCACCACAUCUAGCUCCGAAUGGCCUAUUGGCAGUAUGGAUUACGAAUAAGCCCAGUAUUCUUGACCUUUUGACAUCGCCAAAUGGCCUAUUUGCUUACUGGGGGCUCGAAUUGGCUGCUCAGUGGACAUGGGUAAAGUGCACCACCACGGGAGAGCCUCUCUUUGAUACACAGUCUACUUGGAGAAAGCCUUGGGAAACGCUUCUAAUUGCCAAACGGAGAGGCACACCACCUCCUCCAGUUCUACGACCCCUUAUCAUCUUCGCGGUGCCUGAUUUACAUUCCCGCAAGCCCAACCUGCGCGGGCUUUUCACCGACGCUUUGGGAAGUAAUUACUACGAAGGGCUCGAGAUAUUCGCCCGAAAUCUCACUUCUGGCUGGUGGAGCUGGGGAAACGAAGUUCUCCGGUUUCAGCAGCCAGAGUGCUGGAGCCGGGUUUCUUCAUCAUGACGUUUAAUACCUGUUCACAUACACGCACGUGAGCAUCGACGCUG
[Torrubiella] hemipterigena is the source of this 1109-nucleotide messenger RNA. Lineage: Eukaryota; Fungi; Ascomycota; Sordariomycetes; Hypocreales; Clavicipitaceae. The record is from the annotation of a GenBank genome assembly.